CAGAUUGGGGCGAAACAUCUUCAGACACUGAGUGGAGUCAACCCCCUGGCCUACUGGCUAGGAACAUUUUUGUUUGACCUCGCCAAGCUCUUGUUCAUUGUGGCCACCAUGAUCCUGCCAUUGCUAUGUACUUCGGACGUCUUCCUGAUGGAGAACCGCUGGGUGAUCAUCAUGUUCAUCACGCUGACCUACAGUCUGACGGCGCUUCCGUUUACGUACUGCCUGCAGCUGCUCUUCGUCCGUCCCGCUGACGGAGUAGCAGCCGUCGUCACUUCCAAUCUGAUCAUGGGUAAAUAUCGUGCUUUAAACAUUAUAGCGGUCAUUUAA
Molecule: messenger RNA, 327 nt
Organism: Lymnaea stagnalis (great pond snail)
Lineage: Eukaryota; Metazoa; Mollusca; Gastropoda; Lymnaeidae
Source: the annotation of a GenBank genome assembly